This is a messenger RNA of Magallana angulata, 1675 nucleotides long. RefSeq lists its product as uncharacterized. The record is from RefSeq and is a predicted model, not a curated record. NCBI's taxonomy places the organism in Eukaryota, Metazoa, Mollusca, Bivalvia, Ostreida, Ostreidae. Gene Ontology annotation, molecular function: zinc ion binding. The transcript has a single exon. The coding region runs from base 94 to 1581 and encodes 495 amino acids.
GAAACAUUUGAAAAAAAUAUAUCCUGUUAUGAAUUAUAUUAACAGUAAUCUCUCGAUCGUUGAGUCAAGAUUUAUCUAGAAACUAUUAACAGUAUGGCAGAAUCAGAUGUUAAACUCAGGUUUGCACAAGAUGUUGUACCAACUUGUGAGACACAUUAUGAACAAUGCAACAACUUUUUCUGCAACGACUGCGACAAGUUCAUCUGUAUCGAGUGUGCCAAGAAAGACCACCGCGAACAUGACUGGAACACAGUGGGAAACAUAUCAAAACAACGCAAGUCGGACCUAUCUAGGAAAAGUCAAGAAAUCCGAGAGGGGCAUCUUCCUAAACUAACGGAGAAGAUGGCAAAAAUAGAUUCCCUGAUGGAGCAAAACCGUGCACACCGAGACGCCGAGCUUUCUAGACUUGAAACCCACUAUCGAAACAUUGUGACGAGUUUGACACAGGUUGUUGAGGACCGAAAGAAAGAACUGAGUAGAGGACUGGAAACGAAGAACAAAACACUGGCGGAAAUUCAAAGAAAGUUAAAGACGAAGGCCGUCAAACUCCAGGAUACGAUGGAUGAUUUGAAAAAAUCCAAUUUUCUAUCCGACUAUAAUUUACUGAAUGUAGAUUGUGCGCUGAACAGGGUUUUGCCGAUUUCAGAUGGUGAAGAUCUUGAGGAUCUUAAAUACUCACUUCAUUUUAAAGAGGGGUCAUUAACAAAGGAGAGUGUAGAAUUACUUUUGGGUACAGUGAAGGACUACGACGAUUUUACUUUGACCAAAAUCCGCUCCUUCCGCCAUGACAAGAGUGACAUCAUCUGUCUGGAAGUUGACGUCUAUUCUAAUGCUGUGUUGGUGAAUUCAAACCAAACCUACUGGGAUACAGUAAAUACAAAGGGGAAAUUAAAGAGUCGGAACGAGUUUUACAGCCAAAUCAAUGAUUUUGCGGUGCUUCCCAAUGGCGAUAUCAUUUUUUCGGAGAAUGAAAGCCACUCAAUUCAACUCCACACCAUUCAAAUGUCUGCCAAUGACGCCACAAGAACUGUGGCAGACACUUCCCCGCUUACACCGGAAGGAGUUUGCUUAACAAGUGAAGGGGAUAUAUUGGUCACAAUGGCCGACCCAGAAGAUGAGAAUGCCACAGGUUUGGUAAAAAUGUUUUCUAUGCGAGGAAAAGUCAAAAGAAAAUACGAAUAUGACAGCAGUGGAGAGAGACUUUUUAAGCUGCCUUUUAGAGUAGCACAAAACAAAAAUUCUGAUAUUUGCGUUUUAGACAGCCUAGACACUGAACACGGAGUACUUCAUACGAUUUCGAGUGAAGGGCACACCCAAUUCAUCUACAAGGGCGUGAAGAGCCUUCAGCACCCGCUCUAUGCUGCAGACAUAGUGUGUGAUGAUAUCUGCAAUAUCAUACUGAUGGAUGCUAAGAACCAUCACAUCCAUCUUCUGGACUCGGCGGGGAAUUUCUUGAAGUUCUUGACAAGGGAUGAAGGAGACAGAAGACACUCUCUGUCCCUUGCUCUUAGUGGGGAUAUAUUGUGGGCCGGUGGUCACAAUGGCUAUCUCAGUGUGUACAAGUACACCAACAAUUCAUGAUUUAUUUUUACAUUAUAUACUAACUGAACAAAAAAUUAAUCAUUAAUGAAAUCAUCAUUGGGUACUUCAUUUAAAAUAAAAUCAUGAAAGUGUC